CUGUGGGAAUCGAAAAAUAAUAUUCUCAAUGUGAUUAAAGGAGUAUUUGGAGAUAUUAGCGGUAACCCACCAAUUGUCACUUCUAUAGAUGCCAGUGAAAAGAAAAAUAAAAACGAUAAAGUGUAA
Messenger RNA from Ambispora leptoticha, 126 nucleotides. The record is from the annotation of a GenBank genome assembly. NCBI's taxonomy places the organism in Eukaryota, Fungi, Glomeromycota, Glomeromycetes, Archaeosporales, Ambisporaceae.